AUGGCGGCAGCACCCAAGAACAUUCGAGACUACAAGCUGUGCCUGUCCCUGAAGAAAGACUUGGCCUACCAGAUUCUGGCAGGAGCUCCGGUAACAAGCUUGGAUGACGCGACCAAGCAGUAUGAAAAGGUCUUGGGGUUCAAAGCUUUGCAGAACAAGGUGAUUGUGUUCAAGAUCGGUGAGCCUGUGUAUCACUCGGGUGUGGCGCCCAAGACCGAGUCCAAGUCUAAGAAGAAGAAGCGGGUUCUCGCAGAGAUGGACAAACUGGCCGAGGCAGUUGCAUCAAUGGACAGCUCAAAGAAGCCCCGUGUGGAUGAGAAGUGA
Durusdinium trenchii is the source of this 324-nucleotide messenger RNA. The record is from the annotation of a GenBank genome assembly. Lineage: Eukaryota; Dinophyceae; Suessiales; Symbiodiniaceae.